Messenger RNA from Amphiprion ocellaris (clown anemonefish), 5520 nucleotides. It is a transcript of the gene pudp, whose product is annotated as pseudouridine 5'-phosphatase. Gene Ontology annotation, molecular function: phosphatase activity. The coding region runs from base 224 to 913 and encodes 229 amino acids. The transcript has 4 exons. Lineage: Eukaryota; Metazoa; Chordata; Actinopteri; Pomacentridae. The record is from RefSeq and is a predicted model, not a curated record.
ACCCUGAACAGAUUAAACCCCAUUUUAAACUGUAUUAGUUUAAUUAUUCUUAAUUUUAACAAUCCAGUUUUUGUAAGAAAAUGUAUAAAAGCUGCUAGAGUGCUAACAGAAGAGGCUAAACGUUACGAGCAUCUGUUUUAAAUAACAACAUGAACAUCCGUGUUAGUUUUUAGUUGACCUUCUUCCGUCAUCGCCAACGCGGAAUUAAACUCAUCAGAGAAACAUGUCAAGCAGCUGCUACAAACCUGUGACUCAUGUCAUUUUCGACAUGGAUGGAUUAUUAUUAGACACAGAGCGACUUUACACGGUGUCGUACCAGCAGAUAUGUGACCGGUUUGGAAAACAGUACUCGUGGGAUGUGAAGGCGUCAGUGAUGGGUAAAAAGGCUCUGGAAGCUGCCCAAAUUAUUCGGGAUCGACUGGAGCUUCCCAUGACGGCUGAGGAACUGUUGGCCGAAAGCAGGCAGAUACAAGAAAAGAUCUUUCUCUCUGCAGAACUCAUGCCAGGUGUUAAGAAACUUGUGCAUCAUCUGCAGCAGCACAACAUCCCCAUUGCAGUGGCAACAAGCUCAGCUGGUGUGACAUUCCAGUUGAAGACGAGCCAACACAAAGACCUGUUUGCUCUUUUCGACCACAUUGUUCUGGGCGACGAUCCUGAGGUGAAGAAUGCCAAACCUCAGCCUGACUCCUUCCUGGUGUGUGCCAGCAGAUUCAACCCCCCUGCUUCUCCAGAGAAGGCCUGGGGACAGGUUGUAAAUCUUCCAUGGCAUCUUUUGAAGAGGGGGACCAGCGGCUGCCGUGUCUCCUUACACUUCCACACACAGCCAAGUGCAGUCAAAAGGUUUCAAGCACUGCUGGGAAACAACUUUGAAGACUUCAUGCAAACUUUGUUUAGUUCCCUGCACAUGCUGUAAACCUUUGAAGAGUAACACCAAUGAAUAAAAUGGUGGAAAUGUCCUUGUUUUAGAAAGAAAAGCAUUUUUUAAAUGAAGAUAACAUUAAAUUAAUCAUAAAUACAUUCUAGACAUUGUUAAUGUGGUAAAUGACUAUUCUAGCUGGAAACAGCUGAUUUUUAAUGGAAUAUCUCCAUAGAGGUACAGAGGAACAUUUCCAGCAACCAUCACUCCUGUGUUCUAAUGAUACAUUGUGUUAGCUAAUGGUGUUGAAAGGUUAAUUGAUGAUUAGAAAACCUUGCGCAGUUAUGUUAGCACAUGAAUAAAAGUGUGAGUUUUCAUGAAAAACAUGAAAUAGCCUGGAUGACCCAAAACUUUUGAAUGGUAGUGUAUGAAUAAACCCAAAACAACUGCUAUUUCCUGUUUUUCCUAAUUUGAAGUCCGGCAGUUUAUUCCUUCUAUCCUCGCAAUGAGUGUUUGGUUUAAAGUCAAAAUUGAAGUCAGACAGCAUGGUAUUUUUUGAUUUGUGCUUGUUCAUAUGUGCUUUAAUUUGAGUAAAAUCAGGAUGCAAAAGGUAGAAAAGUAUAGUUGAUAUGUUUCAUGAAAAUGACCCCUGCAGACAGAAAAAUUCUUUGCAUAGAGCAAAUCAAAUACUCUCCUUAGUAGUCAUGUUUAUGGUGUUUAAAUUUUGCUGUUACUACGUGUGGACAUUUUAUCUGCACAUAUAUAGCACCUUUUAACCUUACUCGGUAACUACAAACCAUUUGCACAAUGUCUAUUUCUUUCAUCCACUGGAGGCAAAGCUCCUAUGCAGGGUGUCCAACAGCAAUCAGGGGCAAGUUGGGGUUCAAUGACUUUCCCAAGACACAAAGGGGAUCAAAGCACCAACCUAAAGAUUGGUGGACAACUGCUCUACUACCAGAGUCAGUCUUAAACCUCCUCUCUCGAACUGUUUGCAGGGAUGUGAUGAUUAUAUCAAACACGUUUGAUAUUUCCAAGCUAUAAUCAUGAAGGGUACUGGAAGCACCCGUAGCAGCAGACAAUGUUGCCAAGCAAUGCCAAACAUUGUAACCCUAUAGACUGAUGACAGUUAAAAUCUCACCUAAAAUUCUCGCUGAAUAAUAGAAAAACUGUGUUGAAACCACAUCUUUCAAACCCUUUGUUGCUCUACAGUGUCCAUUUUGUUUCCAUUUGUUUCCUCAAGAAAUCUCAUGAGGUGCUUCCUGACUGUUCCCUGUGGCUCCAUAAUCCUAAUAUUAUCCCUCACUGUGUGAUGCUCCAUUAUAUUUAAGUCUUGUAAUCUGUGCAUGUCUGAGAAUAAAAAGAAGAAUAUCCAUGAAGUUUCUCCUCAUGUGUGAUGCAACUUCAUAUCAAAAACUGAAAAGGGUUUUAUACAGAGGAUAGACAUGUUAAUUAGCAGUUUAUUAGACUUGUAGGGGCCAGUUUUACAUAUGUACAUGUCAUGUUUGGGGAGAUUGACCAAUGUAGCAUCCAGAUCUGAAAAGUGAAACCAAAGCAGAAGUGACGUAAACUGACAUUAGUUGUAGUGGCCAACAGGGGGCAACUCUAUCUGUGACAAAAUUACUCUACUUCUCACUUGAAGUGUUACCUCAGUAAACAUUUUCACAAUGGAUUUAUGAUCUCAAUGAUAGCAUGUUCAUAAUUUUAGAAAUUAUUAUAUAAAUUGUGCAUCAUUCUGUCCUUUGGUUUCUCCAAAAUGAUCCACCUCUUGAUCAUUGCAUCCAUUUUUAAAAGCCAAGAUGGCAUUUACUUAAUUCCAAACUAGAGGAAAUAACCUACUAAUGUUUUACUUUCAGUCAUCACUAAUGGUUUCCUUUUCCUGUUUUUUCCUCAUUGUCAGUGAGUGUAAUUUCUCUGAUGUACUAUGAAUUUGGGUUAUGAAGAUUUAUGUUUGCAUGAAAAGGUGGUUAAACUCUUUUCUCCUCCAAUGUGGCUGAAGUGAAUUUAAGCAGAUUUACCUUGUUACAUUUUUAUGAGGCUUUGUUGCUCUGUGGCUGGGUGUUUAACAAGCAGAACAUCUCCUUGCUGUGUAACAGCCACUGCUGGGGAAUUGUUUGGGGCAAUAGUCAGCAGUACUCCACUACUGAUGCUGCUGUGGCUUCCUGCUGCAGUCAUCUGAGGUAGAAAUGUGUACACUUAACUGUUUUAUGAAAAUAACAGUUGAUACAUUAACUGGCUAAAUGGACUAGGUAUGUUUUUACAAAUUGACCCCAUUUAGAUUAACUGUUUUAGGGCACUCACAUCCACAUAAAAUGCUGUUAUAAUGCACAUUUAGCCUCACAAAAAGUACAUUUGUAAGCCAGAUCACAAAUCUGAUUACAAUCCAUCGUAUAUUUUCCACGCAAGAUGCAAAUCAGGGCAGGUUUAGAGGAAAGUGACAGUACACUGUUAGGUGACCAAUUAGAAAAUGCAAAAAAAAAAAAAAAAAAAAACUCCUGAGAAAGCUGAAAUUAUCUGAAACCCUAUUUACGGUGGAAUCCAAGGAAGCUGCAUCCGGAGAUUUCAUUAAUUUUAAACACUUUUCUUUCUACAAUCAGUACUCCAACCACCAGGCUUACAUUAAAGAGAGAAUACAGUUCAGAAAAAGGGGGCUGUAAACCUGUGAUUUGUUUGAACAUGAUCGUAAAAAUGAGCUGUGAACAUCUGAACUGUUUAUUGGCAUGUCUGCAUCAUGGCUCCACGUGGAAAAGAAUUGCCAGUGGUCAUCUUCUGCAAACGACACUACAGAUAGCGAACUGCUUUCACAAUUCAACUCUGGAAAACAGACAGGCAUGUGCUUCAGACUUGUCUCAGGGGUUAUCAAUGAAAGUAAGAGUUGUUACAGCUCAGACAUUGUCAAGAAUGUGCAUGUGACCUGAACCUUGCCAAGACUGCAACAGUGAAUGCAUAGUCCUGACACUGAAGUGCAGAGAAGUGAUGUUAUUCUGCAUGAGAGCAAAAUGUUAGGGGGAUAUUUAAGUUGCACCAUAAAUGCCUGUGGAUAUACAAAAAAACAAAAAAAAAUUUGGCUGACAAGAUGACUCGCAGUCUGCAAAAGUUUGGCAGAAGAAUAUUUCAGUGUAACCAUCCACAGCACACUGACAAAAUCACACGAAUUUCUCGAGAAGAAAAAACUGAAAACAGUGACCUAGGCAAGGUACCACUUGAGUUUAGUCCAAGAGGCACCUUUUGGGCAUUUUAAAGAGAAAGGUAGAGUAACAGAAGCAAAAAAUAGUUGCUGAAGAAUUGCAAAACAUCCCUCCAGAAAUGUACUGACUCUGACAUCAAAAAUAAUUGUGGACAUACAUUAUAUAGAAAAGUAAAAUUUGAAUCUUGGUAAAGAAAGGUCUGGUGACUUUUGUUGCAUUGAGUUUGUACUGUGGAACCUGUAUGUUUGGUGUUGUAAAUUUGUAGUAAACUGUUCAUUCUUAUGUUUAAAAAAGAGCAAAUACUCCACUGUUUAACUUGGAAGUGAUACAAUUUUGAAUCAUUUGACAUUUUAUCUCACAAACAUGUUCACACCAACAGCAUAUUUAUUGUCUGUUUGAGUUCAGCACAACCAGGAAAAUUAUGCAUGUGUCUUGGAGGGAUGGAUGCAUAAACACCAUUCAACUGGCUUCUCAGAGUCUUAGCUGUUCAGCUGAUCUCCUUGCAGUCUAUCUUGACUUUCCAGCUCUGCUCAUGGCCCACGUACUGAUGAGGGGUGCUGUACGUUAGAUUGUCUUUUGGUGUUUCAGUUUAUGCGUGUAGUCAGUCUGUUCAGCGAUAAGAACUUUAUGUUCACGUCUCGUCUCCAUCUUCUGUUUGUAAUCCACCCAAGCAAUCAAUCCACUGUGCAUCUGUGUCUGUUUUCAUCCAUUUCAGUACAGCACAUUGGAGGCAGAUUAAAAGGUCAUUUCACUAGCUCAUUGGGUAAUUACCAGUUUUAAUUGCUCCCAAUCAAGGGAAUUAGCAAGGGCCCUCCGUUAUGCGCUCUCAGUGUUUCCGCCGUCAUUGUUCCACUUCCUCCAGUUUCAGGCUUAGUGGCAUCCGAGAAGUCAAUUAGGUUUUAAAGAAACUCGAGGAGGCGUCUUUGUUCUACCUGAGUAUUAGAAGUGAGAUGAACAAAGGUCCUUAAGGCUUUCUGUGAGACUUAGCUUUUGGUGGCUUGUGUAGGGCUUUAGACUCAUUGUACAGCUAUUUCCUUUAUUCACACUGAAGUGCUGCUCCAACCACAAAGUUAAGCUGUGUUUUAACCCAAUCAUGAAUUCACUAUCCACUAUUGUUAACAAAAAUAGAAACAAUGAGGCUUCUCCAAAUCAAGUUAAAAGGUGAAUUUGUGGCAUAUAGUAUUGUUAAUUUGACAGAAAGGCCCAGUAUUUAUUUAAACAGAUUUAGCAUUGGCAUCUGAAGAUGACUAAUAAUAGGUUCUAUCCACAGGCUUUGAUUCCCCAUCUAUUGUGCUUUCCAUUAUACUGUAGAACAGGAAGUUGGGAAAUAGCUGUAUUUUGUUGUUUUUGUCAAUUCCUCAGGCUUCCACAUGCAUUAUGAUGGUUUCUUACUUUACAAUUUUUAUGCAAACUAACUUUUAUAAGAUACACAGUAAAGCUGAGGCUCCAAUAUGCUUGAAAAAAAGUUUGCAUGAUUUG